Messenger RNA from Schistocerca americana (American grasshopper), 3707 nucleotides. Its product is annotated as oxysterol-binding protein-related protein 9. The transcript is spliced from 17 exons. Bases 9 to 2231 code for a protein of 740 amino acids. The record is from RefSeq and is a predicted model, not a curated record. Gene Ontology annotation, cellular component: intracellular membrane-bounded organelle; cytosol; membrane. Gene Ontology annotation, molecular function: sterol binding. Lineage: Eukaryota; Metazoa; Arthropoda; Insecta; Orthoptera; Acrididae.
CAGACGUAAUGGCUACCAUGGAGGGUUCGCUUAGCAAGUGGACAAAUGUGAUGAAAGGAUGGCAAUUCAGAUGGUUCGUGCUGGAUGACAACGCCGGCCUGUUAUCUUACUACACCUCGCGAGAGAAGAUGAUGCGAGGGGUACGGCGCGGCUGCGUGCGACUGCGCGGAGCCGUCAUCGGCAUCGACGACGAAGACGACUGCACGUUCACAGUCACCGUCGACGGCAAGACGUUCCACCUGCAGGCAAGGGACGCUGACGAGCGCGAGCGCUGGAUCCGAGCCCUCGAGGACACCAUCCUGCGGCACGCCCACAGGAUGAGGUGGGACCCCACUCGGCCUGCACCAACUUUGAAAGACUUUGACAGGAAGCUAGCAGAUGCUGAUUCCUAUCUACAGAUGGUCAUUGACCAAGUACAGGCCUUGGAACAGCGUACGCUGCCUCAACAUCCACCGGCUUCAGCUACGGCACUGGCUAGGUGUAAUAGAGCUAGAGACCAUGCAAAUGACAUGCUGGAGUCCAUCAAACAUUCCAUUGUGCUGCUGCAGAUUGCAAAGAACACAGCGCAUCCAGUAAAUGGGAUUUUUUCACCACCACCAAGUUCGGUCAGCCAAUCUACUGCUCCAUCAGUUGCUCCUGUAAGCAGUGUGGCAGAUGUCGUAAAUACUGGUCCAGUGUCAACAAGCAGAAUCACAACAGCUCCCACAAGCCCUUCUGUGUCUAUUCAAACAGGAGUUGAACUGGGUUCUGAAUGCACAGAAUCACGCAUUCCUGUCCCACCUCCACAACAGAGGACUAUACCAGAUAUUCCAUGUGGAGGAGUGACACUUCCUGUACCAGAGACAUCAUAUUCUAGUUCUGAAGAUGAAGAUUUCUAUGAUGCCCAUGAAUAUGCAGAGACGCCUAGCCCUGCUUCUAGCUCUGGAUUACGGCCAUUUCUAGAUGCAGUGCCUGCCACUGAUUCAGAUCACAUUCCCUCUCAGGCACCAUCCCAGAGUACCACUACUGCCUCUGGGAGUGUAUCUGGACUGCCUGCACCACCUCCUGUUAGAGAUGAUGGGUCUCUUGACUAUGAUGCUCUGUAUGAAGAUGAAGAAGAAUCAGACAUUGGGUCAAUGGAGAAUCAUGGGUCUGUUGUUGCACAUCUGCUAUCCCAAGUGAAGAUUGGUAUGGACCUUACCAAAGUUGCUUUACCCACAUUUAUCCUUGAGAGGCGAUCCCUGCUGGAGAUGUAUGCUGAUUAUUUUGCUCAUCCUGAUGUGUUUGUAAGUAUUGCAGAUUUCAAGGACCCAAAAGACCGCAUGGUACAGGUACUACGAUGGUAUAUGUCUGCGUACCAUGCUGGACGCAAAUCAGUGGUUGCAAAAAAGCCUUACAACCCAGUAUUAGGAGAGGUAUUCCAAUGCCAUUGGGAUGUACCAGGAGUUGAGAAAGGUGGAGGGUCAGUUCCAGGAGGCCCUCUGCCAUGGUGCACUUCUUCACAACUAACAUUUGUUGCUGAGCAGGUCUCUCAUCAUCCACCCAUUUCAGCUUUUUAUGCAGAACAUUAUGACAAACGUAUCAGCUUUUGUGCGCAUGUGUGGACUAAAUCAAAGUUUUUGGGUCUGUCCAUUGGCGUCCACAAUAUUGGCCAGGGCUGCAUCUCCGUCCUUGAAUACGAUGAGGAGUACAUAGUUACAUUCCCCAAUGGAUAUGGCAGGUCAAUUCUGACAGUUCCAUGGAUUGAGUUGGGUGGUUCGGUUACAAUUACAUGUGCCAAAACUGGUUACAGUGCAAAUAUUGAGUUCCAUACUAAACCAUUUUAUGGUGGUAAGAAGAAUCGUAUUACAGCGGAGGCAUUUCAGCCUGGUGACAAGAAGCCAUUUCUGACUGUCAGUGGAGAGUGGAAUGGUUGUAUGGAAGCUAAAUGGGCUGACGGGAAAACCGAGGUGUUUGUUGAUGUUAAUCGUAUCGACAUAACAAAAAAACGUGUUCGACCAAUAGCAGAACAGUCUGACAAUGAGUCUCGCCGCUUGUGGAAGGAAGUUACUGCUGGUCUCAGGUUAAAAGACAUUGAACGUGCUACUAAUGCAAAGUAUGAAUUGGAACAGAAACAGCGAGAUGAGGCUAAGGAACGCAAAGAGAAAGACCUUACAUGGGAGACUAAGCUGUUCCAGGAGGUGGGAGAGAACUGGGUAUACAAGAAUCCACUGGUUAAGAGGUUGCAGGCGACCAGUUAUACCAGUACGUGAACGAGAAGAAUGUUUCCAGCUCUCAGCUGUAUCAUGUUACUCUGGAAACUUUCCUUAACCAUCCUCCUCUCACAAUAUCCUCUUUUAAUGUGCCUUGCCUGCACUACUCCCAAGGACGUGAUUUGACAUUUCAACCAAAGUGGUGAAUGUGUGAUUUGGCCAUAAGCCAGUUACAUAUAUGUUUUAACAGUAUUUGGCACUAAGCUGCCACUCUGCCUUCCAGCUGAAACAUGCGGUAGAACUGAUACUUCAAAGGGCAGAUAUAUCUCUUUUUUUAUGUAUGAAGGUGUACAUAUUAUUAGCAACAAAUACUCUUUAGACUCAGAUAAUUUAAUUUUUUCCUUUCUCUCUAUAUAUAUCUCUCUUUCUCUUUUUGUUUAAUGAGAAGUGGGACCUAUGUUCGAGGCAAAACAUACUUCUUAAAACUCAAGUUCAGCCGCCUAUUUGGAGAAGGUAGCAGUUCCUACCAACCUUAUUUACUGUAGUCUUCCAAUUAUUCCAAUUUAGUAUUUUAUUCCUUCAGAGCUGGAAUAAGUAAAGAUUCAAAGUGUGUGAUUACAGUCAUUGUAUUGCCUACACUGUACAGCACAUGGAAGAAGUUUACGGGUCUCUUAAUCACCAAUCUGUGCAAGAAACGUAUAGGAAAGCUCCAUUUUCCCCUCUGUUACCUGUGGUGGAUUCAUGUCAGCCAACCACCAUCACAGCUGCACUGAUGGCUGAAUAACGAUACUUUGUGAUGAUUAAAACCUUUUGCUACUGAUGGUUCUUCAGUGUUUUUAUGCAAAAAAAAUAAAACUAAAAUGUAUUCCUGUUCUUAAUGGAAGAAACAGCUUCUCAGUAUGUACUUUGAUAUGAUAGUAGAAAUAAAAUUACAGUACUUCUCACCUUUAUGCUGCAAGGAAUAUAGUCUAUAUUGCUGCGUAGACAUUUCUGGUUGUGCAAAAUGAGAUUAUGCAUUUAAGCCCAAAGCAUUUAUUUUGUAGUCGAAUUACAAAAAAAUGGUCUGGAUUUAUCACAUUACUGCACUACUCCUUUUGGAGAAACCAAUUGGCUGUCAUAUGACAGGCUAUAGUUCAGAGUUUGUCAGUUUUGAGAACUGUAUUCACACUUUACGUUCAGAAAAUUCUGAUGCAUAGAUAAAGCUCCAGUGUAUAUUUAUUUACAGUGAAAUUUUAUAAUAAUUAGUGGCACGUGUUGUACAGAAAAAGAUCACAGUUCUUGCUCUAUUUUGUUAAAAAUGUAUCUAUUGUUAAUCAAUUUUUCUUAUACAUGUACUUGUAAACAAAGAAAAGUUGUUAAAUAAAGAAAAAACAACAACCUAAUUCAAAGGAAUUAAAAUUCGAUGUUUUCUAUGUGUUUCAUUGGGGCAGGAGGGAAGACACACUUCUCUUGCUUUUAAAGUAGCUUUGUUUCACUUUUUGCAUACUAUUCAGGAUGAUUGCACAAUAAACAAAAUCUUUUUGUUGGAAUUCAUUA